AUGGACGAGCUUUUCGACGUCUUCGACGCUCAACCCGACGCGGAGCAACCCGAGUCGCAAAGCGAUCCCGAACCCGCUGAGCCUCCCAAGAAGUCUCGCAAGAAAGAAAAGAGCAACAAGCGUAAGGCCGACGGCGCAAUUAAGAACGGCGUUGCCGCUCAGCAAGAUGAUGCCGAGAUGCCUGACGCUGACGAGACCUCGAAAGACGGCCAUGAUGGUGAGCAAGCCGAGGACGCUGGUGCGACAUCAGACGAGCAGGAGGAGAGCCACAAGCGCAGGAAAAAAGAGGACGAGGCCCAGCCUGUCCUGACCGAUACCUUCCAGACUGCCCAGUCGAGAGAGGUUGCCGGUGCCGCGACGUUCACCCAGGCCCAGGACGAGUCACUUGUUUUGUCCCACAACAUUCAGCACCAGGUCGCCUUGCCUCCUGAUCUGGAUUACGAAUACGUUCCGCUCUCCGAGCAUAAGCCGCCUGCCGAGCCCGCGCGCAAGUACAACUUCAAGCUGGAUCCCUUCCAGAGCUUGUCCGUUGCUUCGAUUGAGAGAGAGGAGAGCGUGCUUGUCUCUGCUCACACCUCUGCCGGAAAAACCGUCGUCGCCGAGUAUGCCAUUGCCCAAUGCUUGAAGCGUAACCAGAGAGUCAUCUACACGAGUCCCAUCAAGGCUCUUUCCAACCAAAAGUACCGAGAUUUCGAAGCACUAUUCGGCGACGUCGGCCUCAUGACUGGUGAUGUUACCAUCAACCCUACCGCUAGUUGUUUGGUCAUGACCACUGAGAUUCUGCGUUCCAUGUUGUACCGUGGUUCUGAGAUCAUGCGCGAGGUCGCCUGGGUUGUCUUUGACGAGAUUCACUACAUGCGCGACAAGACCAGAGGUGUGGUUUGGGAAGAGACUAUCAUCCUGCUUCCCGAUAAGGUUCGCUAUGUUUUCCUGUCCGCCACCAUUCCGAACGCCUUCCAAUUCGCAGAAUGGAUCGCCAAAAUCCACCACCAGGCGUGUCAUGUUGUCUACACCGACUUCCGACCUACUCCUCUUCAGAACUAUUUCUUCCCCGCUGGUGGCAGUGGUAUCUUCUUGGUUGUGGACGAGAAGGGCGUGUUCAGAGAAGGCAACUUUCAAAAGACCAUGGCCCUGAUCGAGGCGGGCAAGGGACAAGACCCCAACAACGCUAGUGCAAGCUGGAAGGGCAAGGGAGCCAAGAAGCAGACCCAGAAGGGCGGAGCUGCGGCUGAUAUGAAAGCCGACAUCUCCAAAAUUGUCCGCAUGAUUAUGCAGAAGAGUUUCCAUCCCGUCAUCAUCUUCAACUUCAGCAAAAAGGAGGUCGAAAAUUUGGCUUUACAGAUCUCUCAUUUCCAGUUCAACAACGAUUCGGAGCAGGCCAUGGUCAAGACUGUCUUCAACAACGCCAUUCAGAGCUUGUCCGAAGCCGACCGCGAGCUGCCUCAGAUCCAAAACCUGCUUCCUCUUUUGCAAAAGGGAAUCGGUGUGCAUCACUCUGGUCUCCUGCCUAUUCUGAAGGAGACCAUCGAGAUUCUCUUCCAAGAGUCCCUCAUCAAGGUGCUUGUCGCAACUGAGACCUUCUCUAUUGGCCUCAACAUGCCUGCCAAGACCGUUGUCUUCACCCAGGUUACCAAAUGGGACGGUACUCAGCGCAGGCCUCUCACACCGUCUGAGUACAUCCAGAUGUCUGGACGUGCUGGUCGUAGAGGCUUGGAUUCUCGUGGUAUUGUUAUCAUGAUGAUUGACGAUAAAAUGGAGCCUGACACCGCUCGCGCUAUUGUUGUCGGCGAGCAAGACCGUCUUAACUCCGCCUUCUACCUUGGCUACAACAUGAUCUUGAACCUGCUGAGAAUCGAGGCUAUUUCCCCCGAGUUCAUGCUUGAGCGCUGCUUCCACCAAUUCCAAACCGGUGCUAGUGUCCCGGCUCUGGAGCGGGAUCUCAUGGCCCUUCAGCAAGAGAGAGACAACAUGUCGAUUGCUGACGAGGCCACCGUCAAGGAUUACUACAACCUGCGCAACCAACUGGAGCAGUACACUAGCGACAUGCGUGCAGUUAUCCAACAUCCUGAGCAUUGCACUGAUUUCAUGCAGCCUGGUCGUCUGGUUCGCAUUCACGAUCCUAAGAAGACCAACAACACCAUUGGUGGCACCGACUUCGGCUGGGGUGUGGUUGCAAACCUGGUGAGGCGCCAACGCAAGCCCACCGAACCCGAAUACCCUCCUCAAGAGUCUUGCGUCAUUGAUGUCAUGAUGGUUGUGGACCAAAAGAGCGCCCCUAUUGCCGAGGGUGCCAAACUGGCUUCUGGAGACCUCCCUUCGGGGUUAGUCCCUUAUCCCAAGCCAGAACAGCCUGAUAACGGAGCUCGCUUUGAGAUUGUCCCGUGUCUGUUGACUUGCGUCAAGGCAAUCAGUCAAAUCAGAGUGUUCAUGCCAAAGGACUGCAAGACGCAGGCGGCUCUUCAGGAAGUCGGCAACUCUCUCCGAGAGGUUCACCGACGCUUCCCCGACGGACUCCCCAUUUUGGACCCCGUUGAGAACAUGGGAAUUAAUGAUGACGCAUUCAAGGGCCUGAUGAGGAAGAUUGAGAUGUUGGAGGCGCGUCUCCUCACCAACCCUCUCCACGGAUCACCAAUGCUUCCCCAGCUGUACCUUCAAUAUCGUGCCAAGGAGAAGUUGGGCGAACAGAUCAAGGCCAAGAAGAGGGAGAUAGCGAGACUUCACAGCAUUGCUCAGAUGGACGAAUUGAAGGCGCGCAAGCGUGUCUUGCGCCGUCUUGGUUUCCUCAACGAGUCCGAGGUUGUCGAGCUCAAGGCUCGUGUUGCCUGCGAAAUUUCAUCUACAGAGGGCCACGAGCUUGUCCUUGCCGAGCUUCUGUUUGAUCGCUUUUUCAAUGAACUGUCUCCCGAGCUCAUUGCUGCGACGCUCAGCUGCUUCGUCCUCGACGAGAAGCUCGAGACCGCUGCUCUGCGCGAGGAGCUGGCCAAGCCCUACCGUGAGGUCCAGGCCAAGGCCAAGCAGGUCGCCAAGGUCAGUCGCGAAAGCAAGCUCGAGCUUAACGAGGAGGAAUACCUGGCCGGCUUCAAGUGGCAGUUGAUGGAGACUGUCUACUCCUGGGCUCAGGGCAAACCGUUUGCAGAGAUCUGCAAAAUGACCAACGCUUACGAGGGUUCCCUCAUCCGCCUCUUCCGCCGCCUAGAAGAGCUCCUGCGCCAGAUGGGCCAGGGUGCGAAGGUCAUGGGCAGCGACGAGCUGACUCAGAAGUUCGAAGACAGUCUCGCCAAGAUCCGCCGUGACAUCGUUGCGGCCCAGAGUUUGUACCUCUAA
This is a messenger RNA of Colletotrichum spaethianum, 3324 nucleotides long. Its product is annotated as ATP-dependent RNA helicase mtr4. Lineage: Eukaryota; Fungi; Ascomycota; Sordariomycetes; Glomerellales; Glomerellaceae. Gene Ontology annotation, biological process: maturation of 5.8S rRNA; RNA catabolic process. The transcript is spliced from 2 exons. The record is from RefSeq and is a predicted model, not a curated record. Gene Ontology annotation, cellular component: nucleus. Bases 1 to 3324 code for a protein of 1107 amino acids. Gene Ontology annotation, molecular function: ATP binding; RNA binding; RNA helicase activity.